Clupea harengus (Atlantic herring) is the source of this 4176-nucleotide messenger RNA. It is a transcript of the gene acvrl1, whose product is annotated as activin A receptor like type 1. Bases 1010 to 2584 code for a protein of 524 amino acids. Lineage: Eukaryota; Metazoa; Chordata; Actinopteri; Clupeiformes; Clupeidae. Gene Ontology annotation, cellular component: plasma membrane; BMP receptor complex. The record is from RefSeq and is a predicted model, not a curated record. The transcript is spliced from 11 exons. Gene Ontology annotation, biological process: heart development; protein phosphorylation; angiogenesis. Gene Ontology annotation, molecular function: ATP binding; transmembrane receptor protein serine/threonine kinase activity.
CAUAACAGAACAAGUACACUGUAACAUCAACAGGAUGGUCAUGGUCAAUUCUGCUCUCUGCUGUGGACCCCUCUCCACAAGCAGUAAUGAUAUAUUAUUAUAUGAUCUGUCUAUGUAUUGUGUUAGUGAGUACGACGUCGUUACGUCUUAAUGGAAUUGGGUAGCAAGAGGACCAGUUUCCCCAGAUAUACUGUAUUUAAACAUUUUAUGUGCAAUGCAUAUUUUAUGACCUCGGUAAUAUCCGUACACGUCAAAAUUGCUCUAUUCAUAGACACCAGUCAGCGGAAAAGAACAAAGUAGAGAAAAUGAAAGGUUUGCCAGUGACAGGAAAACAGCUAUGAAAACGCAUUCCAAGCGGACCACGUCUGAGACAAUGAGGGGAGGGACAUAAUUGUAUAUUUUAAAUCUGUAGCCUAAUCUUACCCUAAGAUCAGGAACAUAACAAAGUUCGGUUGUACUUAUUGAGAUGGAGCCGAAGAACGGAGACGCUGUUUGUAUGUUUACUACAAAGCGGAAGACGUCUAGUCCCUCUCCUUCGAGUUUUCGUUUUAUCAGUAGAAGAUUUAGCAGCGAGAUACAGCUGCUGUCCUCAGACCGCGUUGACGGGACAAAUCUCUGAACAUCGCCACUCGAGAAGGAUGUCGACGUUUCAAAGAUCUAUGCGACAAUAAUAUAUCGAUUAUUCUGUCGAAGAUUACGUUGUUUCACAUAGUUGAAUCGCUGGAAAUGGAAACGUGUCCAGUUUGUGAGGUUUUCGAGCUUGCGGUUUAGUAGAGGAGGAUGUGAAACAACUUCAGGAUCCAGCACAUCUGGAGAUGGAAAUCUCUUCAUAACUGUUACAGGCUAUUCGACGCAUUACGCUUGGCAAUAUUGUGAACCAGAAGACAUUUUCCAUUACUAUGGGACAUGAGUGGUGUUCUGACAGAAUUGCCUUUACAAAAGAUCUCCGUAAGGACUUGGAAGUGUGUUGGAAGUGAACUGACUUGUUGCUGCAACGGGAAACCCAGAAAUGGGGAGAGCUACCACACUGAAGGCCCUGCUCUCCACAGCUUGGCUUGUAUGCGUUCUUGCAGAUCAGUUAACAGAUGACUCAUCUACCAAGGAAGGCGCCAAUGACAGGGUGGAGUGUGUGUGUGAAAACCGUCAUGGCUGCACAGACACCUGCUCCGGCUACGUGUGCUUCUUCACUGUGGUUCGUGGCUUUGCGUCCAGAGGCUGCUUCGAGUUGCAGCAGUACGAACAGUGCCGAGCGCGACGCAUCCCAGACUUACACAUCAGCUGCUGCGCCGAGCACUUCUGCAAUGGCAACCUCACCGAGCCCAAAGAACCAGGUCAGGCCCUGGCUGUCUCUCAACAUACUCUUUUAAGCCAAAGUUACACCAAGAACCUCUUAUAUGUGAACCCAGAGGACAGCGCGAUCAUGCUUGUGGCAGUGCCUCUGCUGAUCCUGCUGAUCGUGGCUAUGGCUGUGUGUGCCCUGGUGGUGUGGCUGCGCUCCAGGAGGCCCCACUACAGGCUUACCCACAUGGAGGACCACGACGCCACCAUGCUGAAGGUCCCCGCAGGGGCAGACCCCACCUACGGGGACAUCUUUGAUGAGUUCUGCACCUCAGGCAGUGGGACAGGGCUGCCUUAUCUGGUGCAGAGAACGAUGGCGCGACAGAUUUCCCUUGUGGAGUGUGUUGGUAAAGGGCGUUAUGGAGAGGUGUGGAGAGGCACCUGGAUGGGUGAGAGUGUGGCUGUGAAGAUCUUCUCGUCUCGUGAUGAGCAGUCCUGGUUCCGUGAGACUGAGAUCUACAACACUGUUCAGCUCAGACAUGACAACAUCCUGGGAUUCAUUGCAUCAGACAUGACAUCCAAGAACUCCAGCACGCAACUGUGGCUGAUCACACACUUCCAUGAGCUGGGCUCGCUCUACGACUUCCUGCAGUACAGCAGCCUGGACCCCGAGGGCUGCCUGCGGAUGUGCCUGUCUGUGGCCAGCGGCCUAGUGCACCUUCACACGGAGAUCCUCAGCACGCAGGGCAAGCCCGCCAUCGCCCACCGCGACCUCAAGAGCCGCAACAUCCUGGUGAGGAGGAACGGCCAGUGCUGCAUCGCCGACCUGGGCCUGGGCGUCAUCCACUCUCAGAGCAAUGACUACCUGGACGUGGGGACCAACCCCCGCGUGGGCACCAAGCGUUACAUGGCGCCGGAGGUCCUGGACGAGAGCAUCCGCGUGGACGUCUUCGAAUCCUACAAGCAGACGGACAUUUGGGCCCUCGGCCUGGUGCUCUGGGAGAUCAGCCGCCGAACUGUCGUAAACGGAAUCGUGGAGGACUACCGUCCACCCUUCUUUGACAUGGUGCCGUCGGAUCCCAGCUUUGAGGACAUGAGGAAAGUUGUGUGUGUGGAUCAGCACAGGCCUAGUCUGCACAACAGGCUGUAUUCCCAUCCGAUCCUGUCCAGCAUAGCGAAGGUCAUGAAGGAGUGCUGGUUCCAGAGCCCCCCGGCGCGUCUGACUGCCCUCCGCGUGCGCAAGACCCUCUCCAAGCUGGACCAGGACACGGACCAGAGCAUCGACAAGCUCAAACAGGACGUCUGAGCCACCAGACGUCCCGCCAACAACCCACAGGGGAGAUACAGGAGUCGACCCAAGGAUGGAAAUCAACUUUUCUUUUUUAUAUAUAUCUGCUGUUUCCUAGGCAAGAGCCGCAGUGUUUUGCUCUUCCUUGAGAUGGCCUUCCCUAAUGUGCCUUUUGAGACGGUUCUCUGUUCCAGCCCAUGACAUCACUGUCCAGUCCCGUGUUUUUAUUGCUGAGGCAGCCUCUCAAGAUGUCCUGCCAUAUACAGUGAUUGGCCACCGGUUUUUGGACUGAACGGAGAUUGACUCCAGCCCUGCUGGUGCUUUUCCCCACAUGUUGUGUUUUCUUUUUUCUUUUUUUUUUGUACAGGAAUGUAAUCCAGGAUUUAGUGGCUGUGUCGUAAAAGCCAGUCAUGCAAAGCGAGCAGGCGACGGGAACAGACACUGGCCACUAAGAAGGGAAGAGUGAAUGCACCUCGGAGCUGAGUUUCAGUCGCUGCUGUUUCUUGUUGUCCUCCUCAUUUUUCAAAGCUUUUGUUUUGCCAGGAUGUGCGUGUCGUUCUGGCUUCCCUCAAACGUUUCCGCAAAUUCCUUAAGGAUUUUCCUGUCAUUCCUGAUGGAGGUAUUUCGUUCCAAAUAGCUGAGCCGGGUGGGAGCCUGAUUCCCGUUCAGCGUCGGUGUGUUUAUUUGGAUGGACGGAGAUGUAUUGAUUAGACUGUUCCAGGAAGGCCACUGCAUCAACCACAUGCACGAUCCUCCGUUUCCUUUAAGACACCACUGCCGUUGUUACUUCAACACGAUUGGUCACUUUUGUCAAUUGUGAUCAAAUCAGUAUCUUCAGCUCUUAAGCAUGCCUUGAUAUUUAAUAUACUUUUGUAUGAUAUGCAUUUUUAUUGGCAAGAAUUUUGUAAUCAUCAUUUCAAAGACGAACAUACUAUUUUUCGAGUAUAAAACAUCAUCUAAUCUAUAACUGGACAAAUUGAAAUAUCUCAAAUGGUAAUAAAGAAACACUAUGAUCCAAUGCUCGUUUAGGUGUGUAGGUGGUCAUUGACCUGCAGAUUGGUUGACUGAGAAAUGUAAUCCUGUCCUGAAUUAUUUUAUAGUCAAUAGUUUACCAACUGGAUUUGUUGUCCACAAGGGGGCACCAAACUAUACGUUGUCUGCUCCAAGGUGGCCAAACCUCUCAUUACUGCUUGUAUCCUUUUAACACUCAUGGUGACCUUGCAUCACACAGAUUGUUCUGAAAGAAAUAUUUCCAGCAAUUAACCAAAGAAAUCUUGUGCCAUCAUCAUGUACAAACUUAUACAAAUAUGGAUCUCCUGCUAUUUUGACAGCAGUCUGUGAAGAAGAUGGUUUAGUUGUGGCUGUCUAAAGACGUGGCAGUAAUCUUAUAUCUGAUAUCUGAAGGGAGCUACCAGCAGAUAAUUCACUGCAGUGGAACAGGAUUUCACAGACACAAAACACUGCAUAUCUAUCAUUAUCACGUUUCAUUCAGACCUAUAUUUGUGUCUGUGAAAGAAGAUCUCACACAUAACUCUUAUGCCCAUUCCUUUACAUUCAAUAUCAUUAAAACAAUGACCAUUACUAAAUAAAAAUGUUGAUGAAGACGAAAA